UCGCUCCACCUAUUGUUUAGCUUGGGGAAGCCUGGACAAGUGGCCCAGAAUUACGAUUCAUUGAGCUGAUACAGGGUGAUCAAUGAAAUUACUCCAGUGAUCAAACACUGUGGGAAAUUAAGGCUUGUUUAAUUUUUCAGAAGAUGGCCUCAGAAGGCUCCGACAUGGGUUCCACGGGAGAAAUCAAUGGCUCGGGUAAUCUCAUGGACUUCCUGGAUGAGCCCAUACCAGACGUAGGGACCUAUGAGGACUUCCACACCAUCGACUGGCUGAGAGAGAAAUCCCGGGACACAGACCGGCACAGGAAGAUUGCCAAUAAAAGUAAAGAAUCGAUAUGGGAGUUUAUAAAAGGCCUGCUGGAUGCCUGGUCAGGAUGGGUGGUGAUGCUCCUAAUUGGGCUUCUGGCAGGUACGCUGGCAGGCGUAAUCGAUCUAGCGGUGGACUGGAUGACAGAUUUAAAAGAGGGCGUGUGUCUCUCUGCGUUCUGGUACAGCCAUGAGCAGUGCUGCUGGACCUCCAACGAGACCACCUUUGAUGACCGGGACAAGUGCCCUCAGUGGCAGAAAUGGUCCGAGCUUAUGGUUGGACGAUCGGAGGGUGCCAGCGCUUAUGUGUUGAACUACUUCCUGUACGUGAUGUGGGCUCUCACCUUUGCUUUCCUGGCAGUGUCCCUAGUCCGAGUUUUCGCCCCAUAUGCCUGCGGGUCUGGGAUUCCAGAGAUUAAGACCAUCCUGAGUGGUUUCAUCAUCAGAGGCUACCUGGGAAAGUGGACUCUCCUGAUUAAGACAGUGACCCUGGUGCUGGCGGUGUCCUCGGGGCUCAGCUUGGGGAAGGAGGGGCCUCUUGUUCACGUGGCCUGUUGCUGUGGCAACCUCUUCAGCGGCCUGUUUUCCAAGUACAGCAAGAAUGAGGCAAAGCGGAGAGAGGUUUUGUCAGCUGCUGCUGCUGCUGGAGUGUCGGUUGCCUUUGGCGCUCCGAUUGGAGGAGUACUUUUCAGCCUUGAGGAGGUGAGCUACUAUUUCCCACUGAAGACCUUGUGGAGGUCCUUCUUUGCAGCUCUGGUAGCAGCCUUUACCCUGCGCUCCAUAAACCCCUUUGGAAACAGCCGGCUGGUGCUGUUCUAUGUGGAGUACCACACCCCCUGGUACAUGGCAGAGCUCUUCCCCUUCAUCCUGCUGGGCGUCUUCGGGGGGCUAUGGGGGACCCUCUUUGUCCGCGGCAACAUUGCCUGGUGCCAUCGCCGCAAGACCACGCUGCUAGGCAAGUACCCUGUGCUGGAGGUGAUUGCAGUGACUGCCAUCACUGCCAUCGUGGCCUUCCCCAACCCGUACACACGGUGCAGCACCAGCGAGCUCAUCUCGGAGCUCUUCAACGACUGUGGAGCACUCGAGUCCUCCCAGCUCUGCGACUACAUCAAUGACUCAAACAUGACCCGGCCCAUAGAUGAUAUCCCUGAUCGUCCUGCUGGCCCCGGUGUCUAUGCAGCUCUGUGGCAGCUCACGCUGGCGCUUAUCUUCAAAAUUGUCAUCACCAUCUUCACCUUUGGCAUGAAGAUUCCUUCAGGACUGUUUAUUCCCAGUAUGGCUGUGGGUGCCAUUGCCGGCAGGAUUGUUGGAAUAGGUGUAGAGCAGAUGGCCUACCACCAUCAUGACUGGAUUAUCUUCAAGAACUGGUGCCGACCAGGUGCUGACUGUGUUACUCCAGGACUGUAUGCCAUGGUGGGGGCUGCAGCUUGCUUGGGCGGAGUUACCAGAAUGACGGUGUCUCUGGUUGUGAUCAUGUUCGAGUUGACGGGGGGCCUGGAGUACAUCGUACCCCUCAUGGCUGCUGCUGUCACCAGCAAGUGGGUGGCAGAUGCCUUUGGGAAGGAGGGCAUCUACGAAUCACACAUCCAUCUGAACGGCUACCCUUUCCUGGACGUGAAGGACGAGUUCACGCACCGCACGCUGGCCACUGACGUGAUGCGGCCGCGGCGCAGUGAGCCCCCCCUGGUUGUCCUCACCCAGGACAGCACCACUGUGGAGGACGUGGAGACCCUCAUCAAAGACACCGACUACAACGGCUUUCCUGUGGUGGUGUCCAAAGAGUCAGAGCGACUGAUUGGCUUUGUUCAGAGAAGAGACCUCCUCCUGGCCAUCAAAAGUGCCAGACAGAAGCAGGAUGGUGUUGUGAGUAGCUCUGUGGUGUACUUCAUUGAGGACGCCCCGCAGUCACCUGCCAGCAGCCCCCAGUCCCUCAAGCUGCGACGCAUCCUCAACCUGUGCCCAUUCACAGUGACCGACCACACCCCCAUGGAGACAGUAGUGGACAUUUUCCGCAAACUGGGGCUCCGGCAGUGCCUUGUCACCCGCAGUGGGCGCCUCUUGGGCAUUAUAACUAAAAAGGACGUUCUCCGACACAUGGCCCAAAUGGCAAACCAGGACCCUGAAUCUAUCAUGUUCAAUUAAUCGGUGUCAGAGAUGGAUGAAGUCCAUGCUGGCUGAUACCUUCAAGGAGUUUCUAAGCAUAUACUGUAACGCCAAUGAAAGCACCCAGGGCCUUGCUGUGACAAAUAGGAAAAGACUGGGAAGACUCGCUGAAAUGGGAAAGGAAUCGGAAGAAAAAUCUUUGUCAAUGCCACUGCAAAUGUCAUGCUAAGCUUUUGUCUUUUAAAAGUUGUCCUACCCUGGAACAAAUUUAACAAAGCAUUAAUAUUUUCUCAGUUAUACUGUAGUGUGAAAUCAUUAUCAACCACAUUAAUAAUUUAUAAAUAGAGUAGGUAGGGCUGGCAGAGUUAAAGCGACGCAUCAACGCAUAAUUUGACUUGAAUAAAACGAAGAAGGUUGUUUAGUCCUGGCACUUGGGAUUCUUCAGGCAUCUCAAAGCAAGCUGAAAAGCCAAGUCAAUACAGAUUUGCUAAUAAAUCAAUAUCAAGUAACAAAACCUAAAGCCACACAAAAUAAUUAAAUAGUUAAAAACAAAUGUUUUUCAGUCAUCACAUCCUGAUGACUUUUUUUUUUUUUAAACUCUAAAGCACCUGCAGGCCUUAAAAGGGCUCUCAAACAAGUUUAGGUGAAAUACUAGAUUGUAAUUAUUAACCUGUCCCCCCUGCAACACUGGAACUAUUAUCUACUACAUCAUAGAAACCCUACACCAUCUUUUUUUUCACAAACAUUUUAAUAUCACCGAGCAGACGUGAUAAAAAGUUCUUGCAAAGUAUCAAACAAGCAAGUACACUGCUUAAUCAGCUGACUCCUCCCUAAUCACCUGCUUCAGUGCAGGCAACAUUAGUACAGUACAUUUACCUUCUAAUACGUUAUUUGGGAAAGGGUUACAGACGAGUACGCUUAAAGGACAGAAAAUGUUUUUAGUGAUUCAAAUUCAGACUUGGAAAUUAUUUUUUACUGACCCGAACUGCAUAUGCCUGAUACAGGACUCUAAUUAGUGUUGUCCUCCGGCACUAUAGGUCUGUUGGCUUCACGAUCCGCAGUGCGAAAAAUGAUGGAUUGGCAGGAGCACGUCUCAGAGUCGCCGCGGGGUUGCAACGGUGAACCGUGAUAAAAAAUAAUAAUUGGGUACUCCAAAUUGGGGGAGAAAACCGGGGUAAAAACCAUUGUUGAUGACUUU
Polyodon spathula (Mississippi paddlefish) is the source of this 3606-nucleotide messenger RNA. Its product is annotated as H(+)/Cl(-) exchange transporter 4. The record is from RefSeq and is a predicted model, not a curated record. The transcript has 12 exons. Gene Ontology annotation, cellular component: synaptic vesicle; Golgi apparatus; membrane. Gene Ontology annotation, biological process: transmembrane transport; chloride transport. Gene Ontology annotation, molecular function: voltage-gated chloride channel activity. Lineage: Eukaryota; Metazoa; Chordata; Actinopteri; Acipenseriformes; Polyodontidae. Bases 144 to 2447 code for a protein of 767 amino acids.